Molecule: messenger RNA, 1200 nt
Organism: Parnassius apollo (apollo)
Lineage: Eukaryota; Metazoa; Arthropoda; Insecta; Lepidoptera; Papilionidae
Source: the annotation of a GenBank genome assembly
AUGCAUCGUCUUUUUACUGAGCUGGAGCCAUCUAUUACUGUCACCGAGCAAAACCUGGCAGACCGAGUUCGGUAUAUCUUACGCUCAAAUAUAUUUGAUGGCGCCGAACUCGAACGGCUACGACGUGAGGCUGUUCCCUCAUCAAAUGAAAACGCUACGACUGAGGGUGCGGUGCCACAAGUUGCAGAACAACCCGCACACGUGGAUGCCGCCGAGAAUACCCCAGUGGUUGCUGAUUCAAAUGAUGAUGGAACAUUCACCCAGGAACUAGAAAUAGAGCAAAUGAGGAGUACAUUGGAAGAGGCGAUUAUGGAAACGCGCAGUACGCCUCUCGAAAAUCGACCGCGACUUCCCCGCAUAGCCCUAAGCAAGCGGAAUCGGGCUGUCGUGAGGGCUCUGAACCCAAUGCUGGUGACCUAUUUGGAAGCCAGCCGGGACCUUUGCGAGACGGACUCAAUUCUCUUUGGCGCCGCACUGGCAGUCUGCCGUAUUAUAGGCGCCAAACUUUCCACGGCUGGACGCACUACUGGACAAAGUAGUGCUAUCCCAGCCUGGAGAACAAGAAUUGAAGAACGUAUCGCAAAGGCUAGGGCCCUCAUCGGCAGACUGAUAUGCUUCAGGUCAGGCAAUACCAGGCCAAGGAUUGUGCGCACCGUCAGGAUGGCGUUUGCUGGGACAAAUGUUAGUUUGUCCCAGCCGGAUAUAAUGCAAAAACUGACGGAGCACAUAGACGACCUGAAGCAGAGAAUCGCUGCUUGGGGAAAGCGAAUUCGGCGAUAUACCGAGAGGUCGACACGGUUCAACCAGAAUCGUCUCUUCCAGAGUGAUCAGAAGAGGCUCUAUAAAUCAUUGGAGCGACCAAUGGUAAGUGGAACGGGCCCAGUACCGAAUCAGGCCGACACGGUCGCAUUCUGGCGCAGCCUGUGGUCAGAGCCCGUAAACCACAACGAGGGCCCUUGGACGGAAGUUGUGGCGAGUCAGUGUGCGGGUAUUACGCCCAUGGACCCCGUCACCAUAACGCCGGGUGACGUAGCUGAGGCGGUCCGUAGGGCCCCGAACUGGAAAAGUCCGGGACUCGACGGGCUGCAUCACUACUGGCUGAAGGGGUUCGUGAGUUACGGGCGGUCAUGGAAACGGACACGUACAACAAUAUUACCAUCCUUUAGGUCAUCGCCGCAGUCGGAUAAAGAUAAAGAGUAA